UUGCUUCAAUCAUUAAGAUAUAUGGUAUCUAAUCCAUACACCCAAUUUACUAACCCCAUUAACAAAAAGAAUGAUCAUUUCAUCACGAAACCUUUCCUUGAAGCUUAAGAUUAUACCCUAACAAAUACCUCAAACUUAUAACACAAUGCAAACAUCAUUUGCACAAAUUAAAAAAUGGGUAAGUCAUCCUAUACCCAAUCCCAUUCCCAAUUACUAAGUUCAUCAUCAAAUUCAACAAGAUUGGGAUCAAUUAGAACCAUCUUUCAACUCUUAACAAUACUCCUUACAACUCUUAUUAUUUCCAUCCUUUACAUCUCCCAAGAUAAUAAAGAACCAUCCCCAUCAUUGGAAGACCAUGCUAGAGAAAGGGAUACUUUAGAACAAAUACAGACAUUCCCAAAAUGUGAUUAUUUAUUAGGAAAAUGGGUUUAUGAUAAUGAAACAUUAUACCCUUUGUAUAAGGAGAAUGAGUGUAGUUUUAUGUCCGAUCAAUUGGCUUGUGAGAAAUUUGGACGUAAAGAUUUGAGUUAUCAGAAAUGGAGAUGGCAGCCUCAGAAUUGUGAUCUUUUAAGGUUUAAUGCAACAGCUUUGUUAGAAAAGAUAAGGAAUAAGAGAGUUGUGUAUGUUGGUGAUUCAUUGAAUAGAGGGCAAUGGAUAUCUAUGAUUUGUUUGGUUGAUUCUUCUAUUCCUUCAAAGCUUAAGUCUAUGCAUACUUUUGACUCUUUAUCUGUCUUCACUGCCUUGGAAUACAAUGCAACAAUAGAGUUCUAUUGGGCUCCACUAUUGGUAGAGUCAAAUUCAGACGAUCCAGUAAUGCAUAGAGUAACGGAAAGAACCGUUAGAACCCAAGCCAUUGAGAAGCAUGCUAAACAUUGGACUCACGCUGAUUUCCUUAUUUUUGACUCUUAUUUAUGGUGGAGAAGACCCUUCCUUAAAGUUUUGUGGGGAAACUUUGAAAGGCCGGAUGGAAUUUACAAAGAGGUAGAAAUGCUAAGAAGUUAUGAAUUGGCGUUGAGAACAUGGUCUGAUUGGUUAGAGAUCCAUGUCAAUCAUUCUAGAACUCAAAUCUUUUGGAUGAGUAUGUCACCUACCCAUGAAAGGAGUGAGGAAUGGGGUGGAGAAAAUGGGGAGAACUGUUACAACGAAACAGAGCCCAUAAAGAAAAAAGACUACUGGGGAAGUGGAUCAGACCCAAAUAUGAUGAGAUUAGUGGAGACAGAAAUAGAAACUCUAAAGAAAAAGGGGAUUAAUAUACAAUUAAUAAACAUAACCCAAUUGUCCGAAUAUAGAAAGGAUGCUCACCCAUCAAUUCAUCGAAGGCAGUGGGAACCUCUCACACAACAUCAAUUAUCAAACCCCAGUGGAUAUGCUGAUUGUAUUCAUUGGUGUCUUCCUGGUGUCCCCGACACGUGGAAUGAAAUUCUUUUUACUCUUAUUUUUACUAAUUCACUAUGACAUCUUUUUCCGAAAUUGUUAAUAAUAAAUCAAUUUUUGCUUGAUCCGUUGAAAAUAAAUAUAUUUAUUAUUUAUGUUUAAAUAAUCUCAUUUAUUGAGUAUAUUUGCUAAAAAAUAAAUUCACCUAUUUUUUAUAACCAUCUUCAAAGUUCUAUUUAAGUCAAGCAAUUAGGAAUAAAUAAUAGUUGAGUUUAUUUUCAGUAAUUAUAGCGAAUAAGUGGAUUUAUUUAAAAAUAAAUAAUAGUUGAUUUUAUUUUUUAGCGGAUCAAGCAACGGACUGGUUUAUUUUUGACAUUUUUUUAUGUUUUUGUCCUUCAACUUAAGAUUGAAAUAUAUAUAUAUAGGAGGAGCUUUCUUAUGCACAAAGUGUAUGCAAUCUAUAAGCCCCUCCCUAAUCUUGUUGAAUUAUAUUGUUUUUAUUACAUGGAUAAUUGUAUAUCAAGGGACUAAACAUGUGAGUAAAAAGUUAGACAAAUGUAAAAUUUCAUUCUUACACAA
Amaranthus tricolor (Joseph's coat) is the source of this 1953-nucleotide messenger RNA. Its product is annotated as protein trichome birefringence-like 34. The record is from RefSeq and is a predicted model, not a curated record. The transcript is spliced from 4 exons. Gene Ontology annotation, molecular function: O-acetyltransferase activity. The coding region runs from base 175 to 1455 and encodes 426 amino acids. Gene Ontology annotation, cellular component: Golgi apparatus. NCBI's taxonomy places the organism in Eukaryota, Viridiplantae, Streptophyta, Magnoliopsida, Caryophyllales, Amaranthaceae.